Ceraceosorus bombacis is the source of this 2057-nucleotide messenger RNA. NCBI's taxonomy places the organism in Eukaryota, Fungi, Basidiomycota, Exobasidiomycetes, Ceraceosorales, Ceraceosoraceae. The record is from the annotation of a GenBank genome assembly.
AUGCCACAUGUGCAGGUCAUCAACGAGACGCAGCUACCCCUGCACAUAUCGCUUCGGCAGAUCUCGCCACUGCAUUACCAGAAUAGCGUGCUUCCUGGCGACACGGCUGAUUUCCAUUGUGGUCGGGUAUGGUUCACCAUCGAAGCGCGGAUAGAUAGGGGAGGAGACAAUGAUGGUAGUUACAGCAAGUUUGAGACUUUUGCCGCUCCUGUCGCCGUGACGUUGACGGUGCUAAGUCUGGGUGCUGGCGCGGUGUACGUGGCGGCAGCAGGAGGAGCAACUGCUGCAUUUGCCAGCGUAAGCGCAAGGGUGGGAGCUGCUGCCGCUUCCCACGCUCCCACUGCCAGAAGACUGUACAAGUACGCCAGGAAAGGUCAGCGCGUGGUGCAGAUAGGUCAGGUCUUGGGCAUCGGCGGUGGCGCGAUCGCCGGAAAGAGGCUGGCAGAAAAGGAGACUCCUUCAGCAGGGCAGGAAGGCCGACAGCAGCCUCACACGGGCGUAUCGAGCAAAGUGCAGGAUGACGGAGAACACAAAAGUCAAGGGCUGCUGGGAGGACUGCUGGACUGGGACGAGAAGAAACGAGUCAAGGAAGCUAAAAAGGUCCUCAAGGGCCUGCUCGAGGGAAGCGUCGUCAGGUGAGCUCAGAGGAGACGUGCUCGGGAUCACUUGGCAUCGAAGCGCACUGAUACGCUGCAUUGUGCUCCCGCAGCUCUGCGGGCUGGUACAUGGGCGGCGAUCGAGUAAUCCGCAUCAAAGGCGGUCCUCGUGCAACCCAGUUAGAAGACAUCUUGGUCAUUGAAACCGACACGCUCGAGGAUUUUGUCGUGGCAGGCGAUGAGCCACCCGCAUCCUCCGUCCACGAAGAGAAUGGCCUGACUCAGUCCAAGGGAUGGUUCGGAUCGUUCCGCAAGCAGAAGCAGGACAAAGGAGUGGAAGGGGCCGCAGGUGCAGAGAAGUCAGCUUGCAGUAUGACGCAGCAGGAUACCAAAGAUGCUGUCGCGUCACAAAGCGAUCAGAGGGCGGGCGUGGAGACUGAGCCACAGCUUGUGGAGGCUAUGGAGGCCACUUCUCUACAGUCGCCGUCGAGUUCUCAUGCGCCUUCUUCGACCAGCAGUCGAGCCAGCGCUGAAUCUUUGUUCGCCAGAGUGAAGCGUUCUAGAGCCGAGCGAGCUGACCGCAUAGCCACGCUGGCAGCGAAACCUGCGGCAGGAGGACCCAAACAGGAAUUGCAGAGGAGCAGCAAAACGACUGCAGAUGCGGAAAAGGAAGCCGAAGAGAGUGCUGAUGAGGUGGUGGGUGAGGACUUUGCGCCAGCUCGAGUUGUGCCCAGUCCGCUGCCACCGCCUGACGACGACGAGAGCAAUCCGCCAACGACGGAGCGAGUCUUGAAAGAGAUGGGAUUUACUGAAGAGCAAGUGCAGCGUGCCAUCAAAGCGACUGGCCGGCCUGAGGAUGCCGGACUAGCGGAGAAAGAAGCAGACGCUGCGCGAAAAGGAGAUGCGGAUGGAGCAGAGCGGGCCAAGGUGGAAAGAGAAGCUGCUACAGAAGCUGCACUGCUGUGGCUCUUUGAGAAUGCGGACAGGCAAGUGCCUUACGUGGAAGAAGGCAAAGCUGCUAUGGGGCAGCUUGCACCCUCUGUCGCCAGUGGUAGUAGACCUACAACAGCAGGAUCUGCGCAUCCAAGCAUCUCUGCACCAGUGCGAGAUGUAGCGACGCCUCCGUCGGAAGCGGUGACCACGCCUUCGCUCGGCAUUGCGCGAACAGACCAGCCUGAAACCACACCUGGAUCGAGUUCAGCAGCGACGAGCGCCACGUCCAAGUCCAAGCCCCAGGUGGUGGGAGCGGACGCAGUCACCACGCCGCACUGGACCACAAAGAUGACCAAGCUGGCGGAGAGCUCUGGCGCUUCAAAGCUGAUCAGAGAAGGUGCGGACAUCUUGACAAAGAAGAGCCAUCAGUGGCUUGCUGCCGAAGAUUCGGCUAAAACAACCGCGAAUGCUAUCGAAGUUGCCAAGCCUCCUGCAAAGAGCUCAACGACAACAUCAGCCAAGAAGUAG